AUGAUGCCAAAAUUUGAUCCUGAAGAGAACGAUAUCAGUUUGUAUCUAGUCAUGUUUGAGCGCCAAGCAAAGCGUGCGAAUCUUCACCAAUCAGAAUGGGUUUCGGUUUUAUUGACAAUUUUGCCAACUGACAUAGUUCAGCUGAUUAUGCGAGAACCAGAACAGCAGGCUUAUGAUUACGCUUAUAUAAAAAGGAUACUGCUUAAAAGGUUCAAAAUUAGUCCAGAAAAAUUUCGCAUCAAAUUCGUGCAAUCUCAGAAACACCCCCAAACCACUUGGAGAGAUUUUGCCUUUGCAUUAAGGAAUUACUUUGAAGAAUGGAUUGCAGGUUUGGUAAUUACGGAUUUUGAACUUUUAAAGGAGCUCAUGAUAACAGACCAAAUGAAGCGUCGUGUAAAUGUCGAAGUGCGGCAACAUUUUAUUGACGAAUGGUCGAAGAUAACGACUCCAGAGAAAUUAGCGGAAAUGCUGGAAGAAUAUGAAAAUGUGCGUGAACCCCGGAAGAAGAUGUCUAUUGUUCAUAGUUCGGAGUCACUAAGGGGAAAUACAAAUAAUUUAAAUUCGAGGGAUCCGCUAAAGUAUCACCAGUCGGAAAGGGAAGAUAGAUAUGCCUCUGACAGAAAGGAACAUCUCUGGAAUCAGGAUGAGCGUCAAUUUGAUAUGAGAAGACCAUUUAAGUGUUAUUCUUGUGGUUCAACCCAACACUUAAGGCCUCAAUGUCCGGAAAUUAAAAGGGAUCUCAAAACUCCGUUUAUUGUAAAUAGAGUCCAGGAGAUUGAAGAAGAUUGUUUAGCCCCGUAUCUAACGAUGGCUAAAGUGAACGGUUUUGAUCUUCCAGUUUUGAGAGAUACCCGGUCAUGCAUUCACGUAAUUUGCAAGAAAUAUCGCACUCCUUCGAUGCUGACGGGCGAGACUGUUUGGGGUAAAACACCCGUUUGA
Stegodyphus dumicola is the source of this 939-nucleotide messenger RNA. RefSeq lists its product as uncharacterized. NCBI's taxonomy places the organism in Eukaryota, Metazoa, Arthropoda, Arachnida, Araneae, Eresidae. The record is from RefSeq and is a predicted model, not a curated record.